AUGGAGCAGAUCCCUCUGAACCACGAAGCCUCCGACGGCGACACCAACAAGCAGACUACGGCCUCGCUGCCGACGGAAGUCGUCCAGUGUCUCGAGAAUGCACGCUUUCUCCAUCUCGCUACCUGCGUCGACAACCAGCCCCAUGUAUCGCUCAUGAACUACACCUACCUGCCCAGCGCUGCCGGCGCGCCCGACCACCCGAUUGCAUCCCCCGUCAUCGUCAUGACCUCCAAUCCGGCCAGCAAGAAGACGCACAACAUCGUUGCCAACCCCAAUGUCUCGCUGCUCGUCCACGACUGGGUCUCGCACCGCCCGCUGCACCGCCGCAUGUCCGCAGGCAGUGCCCUCUCCGACGACGGUCCGGGCGGCGGCACCGAGAGCGGCGGCGCGACGAGUGGUGCUCUUUCUGGCGGGCUGGGCGCGCUCGGCGGCGGCGCCGCAGCAGCAGAACAGCCCCCCUCCUCGCUGGCCACGCUCCUGCUCAACCUCAACACGGCCGCUGUGUCGUCGAUUUCGGCGACCAUCAACGGCACAGCCCGCCUGCUGGCCCAAGGCUCGCCGGAAGAGGCCUACUACCGCGAGCAGCACCUGGCCUACAACAACUUUGCCGCCGACCCGGUCGGCCCGGACGAGACACGCAUCCACCAGCAGAUUGCACACGGGCGUGGCUCGGCAGCGGCGCCGGCGACAGCGGCGUCCGGGGCCGACCCUCGUCCACAGGACGGGCGGGAGCGGUUUGUCGCCGGCGAGGAAGUGCGCGUGAUUGUGGUGGCGAUCCGGGAUGUGCGCAUCAGUGACUGGAAGGGCCAGGUGCGAGACUGGGUGCUGGCACCGCCAGCACCUGCUGCCGAGGCGUCACAGCCGACCAUCAAUGGUAUGUGA
This is a messenger RNA of Sporothrix brasiliensis 5110, 882 nucleotides long. Its product is annotated as pyridoxamine phosphate oxidase. The record is from RefSeq and is a predicted model, not a curated record. The transcript has 2 exons. Gene Ontology annotation, cellular component: cytoplasm; nucleus. Lineage: Eukaryota; Fungi; Ascomycota; Sordariomycetes; Ophiostomatales; Ophiostomataceae. The coding region runs from base 1 to 882 and encodes 293 amino acids.